CGUCAAUACCUUAAAAAAUGCAUACAUCAUUGUGUAAUGUGCUGUAACUGACUAAACUUCAUCUGGACACAAGAACAACCGAAGUUGCUCUUGCUAGAUAAAGCUCAAACCUCAGUUUAUCAUAAGAGCAACCGAAGAUGCUCUUACUCGGUAAAAGCCAUAACUUAUAUUACUCGAACAGAAGAUCAUCACAAGAGCAACCGAAGAUACUCUAUACAAGAAUGCCACAGCACCAAAAAAAACCAAAUCCUAACCUCAAACGCGUCCAAAGCACUUUUUACGUUGACUUCGAGUUCAUGCUCGUUCUUAAGUUUUAGUAGUAGCACAAUAGGAACUAUUUUCGACUUGAACUUCUUUCACGAAAGAAGCUUGCUCCCUUCUCUUUAUCAGGUAUUCGUAAAGAUAAUUGUCGCAUAUAUUUCUGAACACGCGACUUCUCUUUCUGUAUUGUAGGCUUUGAGUUAACGAUAAUUUUGGAUUAAGU
Molecule: messenger RNA, 484 nt
Organism: Rhizophagus irregularis DAOM 181602=DAOM 197198
Lineage: Eukaryota; Fungi; Glomeromycota; Glomeromycetes; Glomerales; Glomeraceae
Source: RefSeq, a predicted model, not a curated record